Molecule: messenger RNA, 2790 nt
Organism: Nematostella vectensis (starlet sea anemone)
Lineage: Eukaryota; Metazoa; Cnidaria; Anthozoa; Actiniaria; Edwardsiidae
Product: cytosolic non-specific dipeptidase
Exons: 17
Coding region: 1-1590 (529 amino acids)
Biological process (GO): proteolysis
Molecular function (GO): metallodipeptidase activity
Source: RefSeq, a predicted model, not a curated record
AUGGCGUCGAACAACCAACAUGAAGAGGCCCUGUAUUCUAAGCGGGACGCCCCGAUAAUAUUACUUCAAAGUGAGGCUAUAUAUGACCAGGCCUCUCAUAUAUACACAGGCAAACCGCGUCUCUCGCACAGCUUCUUUUGCAUUGCUAGGAGCAGAGUCAUGUCUUCCCCGGUUUUGCAGAAAGUUUUUGAGCACAUUGAGAAAAAUGAGGAACUGUAUAUCAAGCGUCUGGCUGAUGCAGUCGCCAUCAAGAGUGUGUCAGCAUGGCCAGAAACAAGAGGAGAAAUCACAAAGAUGGUCAACCAUGUUGCAGAGGAAUUAAAAAAGCUUGGUACAGAGGUUGAACUUGUUGAUGUUGGAACUGAAACCCUCCCUGAUGGUUCCACUUUACCACUUCCACCAGUUCUGCUUGGAAUCUUGGGUAGCAACCCAGCUAAGAAGACAGUCUGCAUUUAUGGUCAUCUAGAUGUACAACCUGCUCUCAAGGAAGAUGGCUGGGACACAGAACCAUUUACACUGCAAGAAAUUGAUGGCAAACUUUAUGGGCGUGGCUCAACAGAUGACAAGGGUCCUGUUCUUUGCUGGCUGCAUGUAAUAGAGGCUUAUAAGGCAAUUGGGGAAGAUCUACCUAUCAAUAUCAGAUUCUGUCUUGAGGGAAUGGAGGAGUCAGGCAGCGAGGGACUAGAUGACAUGAUUUCCAAGAAAAAAGACACCUUCUUCAAGCCGGUUGACUAUGUAUGCAUAUCUGAUAACUACUGGCUUGGAAAAGAGAAGCCAUGUAUUACUUAUGGACUCCGUGGCAUCUGCUAUUUCUUUAUCGAAGUGUCAUGUGCCGACAAGGAUCUCCACUCUGGCGUGUUUGGUGGUUCUGUGCAUGAAGCCAUGACUGAUGUUAUCGCCAUGCUGAACUCCCUUGUGGAUGUGAAAGGCAACAUUCUAGUGCCAGGAGUGAACGAUCGGGUAGCGGACCUUACCGAUGACGAGAAGGCACUUUAUGACCCGAUUGAUUUUAAUAUGGACGAGUAUCGUGAAGACAUCGGUACUUCCAAGCUCAUGCACGAAACCAAGGAAGAGCUCCUAAUGCACCGUUGGCGCUAUCCUUCUCUCUCCAUUCACGGUAUCGAAGGUGCUUUCUAUGAGCCUGGGGCUAAGACUGUUAUCCCGCGCAAGGUGAUUGGCAAGUUCUCCAUCCGAUUGGUGCCCAAUCAGAUACCAGAUGAGAUUAUAAAUCACGUGAUCACUUAUCUAAACAAGGUUCACGCUGACCGCGGGAGCCCGAACCCUGUCAAAGUUUCGUGUGGGCAUGGCGGCAAGCCGUGGAUGAGCGACUUUGACCACCCGCAUUAUCAGGCGGGACGAAACGCAAUGAAGACAGUGUUCGGUGUCGACCCUGACCUGACCCGUGAAGGCGGAAGUAUACCGGUCACCCUGUCUCUACAGGAAGCCACUGGCAAGAAUGUGAUGUUACUGCCCGUGGGCGCAUGUGACGAUGGCGCGCAUUCGCAGAACGAGAAGAUUAACCGCUCUAACUACAUCAACGGGCAUAAAGUCGUUGCAGCGUACUUUGAGGAGGUUGCCAAACUGGGAUAAAACACUCAUCAGCAAUAAACCAUCAAAGCACUACAAGAAAAUUCAAAAUACAGUAGUUUAUAUGAUAGGGAAAUAUAGAUUAAAUAAAUUGUUAUAAAGAAUUGGGAUGACUUUAUCUUUUAUAGGCUAUGCUAAUUGAAUAGGAUGAUAAAGUAAUUCGUGUUAUUUGUUUGUGAUUUUUCGUAAUUAUUACUUCCUGUUCCAUUGUGGCCCACGCUUACGUAACUAUAGUAAGAUUUUAGUCUCCUAAAUUAUAUCUGCUGUGAUUUUAAUGAAUGUCUGUUAUAUGUCAUAUACCAGAAUCCUUCUCACAAACUGUAUUUAUGAAUAAAAUAUGUCUUGAUUCGUCUCCGCUACCAAUCAAACGCUGGUAUUAGUGCCAUAGUGACAAAUUUAUUGCUGCCUUUAUAAAUGAAAAUUACACCUAUUUAGGGCGAGUUCUUUUUACAAUAAGAUAUAAAUCCACGCGGUUCGCUAAAUGUAUGUGACAUUUUAGCUAUCCGAAACAGUAAAUUUGUCAAAUGUUUUAGUAAUUCCAUGAGCGUUAUAAAAGAUUGACAGUUACAACCAGUCUCGCGCUGCAUGACGUUUCUUUUAUGUUGCCACAAGAUUUGCAUUCAGCUAAAGCAGUCCACAACGAAACGACACCAUCAACUUCAGAGCGAGCACUUCUACGCUUAAUGGACACCUAUAAACAAAAAUAUGCUGCUAAACGAUCCUUAAAGUAAGUGGGCUGAAUAAAAACAACCCGUAAACCCGUAUAAUCAAACUCUCCUCUAGGCUAUUCAACGUCUGCUUGUCUCGACAGCGUUUUUACAUAGAUAAGACUCUUCGAGAGAAGUAUUGGAGAAUUUCAAAGGAGAAGAAUUGAAAACUUGGCGUUGGAAUAUGGGCCUGUUGGCAGAUUGGCUUCGACAGUAAAACAGGUAACGCUAGCCACGUGUUUCAAGUGAGGCGCCGAACAAUAGCAUCGAAAAUGUUUCAUUUACUGUUCGUGUCGUAUUUAUAAUUAGAAACACGAGUCUAGAAAACUUAUACGAGAAAAAAAGUUAGGCGAGUGAGGCUUGUGGUUUCUCGUCUGUUUUCUCUUCUCGUCAUUUCCAUAGCAAGGUUUGUCUCCCGAAUCAGCACGAAAACAAUAUCAACGUCAACAAAGAAACAAAAUCGCCACACGAGAAUUGAAUUAUUCCCCAGGAAAGU